AUGGCGCCCAGCGCAGUUCCUUCCGAACCCGCUCCCCACGACGUCAUCGCCUCCAAGUCCCUCAACGCCGCCAGUACCAGCCCGUUCCAGCUCACAGAAGCCGGGAAGAAGGAGGUCGACUUUGUUCUUCGCAUAUUCCGCUGUCUCAUCGCCGACCUAUGCGAGCAGUACGAGGGCGGCCACCCUGGCGGCGCCAUGGGCAUGGCCGCCAUCGGAACCUCCCUCUGGAAAUACGCCAUGAGAUACUCCCCCAGCAACCCAAAUUACUUCAACAGAGACCGCUUCGUUCUCUCCAAUGGCCACACAUGUCUGUUCCAAUACACCUUCCUGCACUUGACCGGCUACAAAAACAUGACGCUCGACCAGCUCAAGUCCUAUCACUCGAGACGCACCGACUCCCUCUGCCCCGGUCACCCCGAAAUCGAACAUGAGGGCAUCGAGGUGACGACCGGUCCCCUAGGCCAGGGCAUCGCCAACGCCGUCGGUCUUGCCGUCGCUACCAAGCACUUGGCCGCCACCUACAACCGCCCCAACUUCCCCGUCGUCGAUAACAUGACGUGGUGCAUGAUCGGAGACGCCUGCUUGCAAGAGGGCGUGGCCAUGGAGGCCAUCCAGCUUGCUGGCCACUGGAGGCUCAACAACCUGGUUGUCAUGUACGACAACAACCAGGUCACCUGUGACGGCAGCGUCGACCUUUGCAAUACCGAGGACGUCAACGCCAAGAUGCGCGCCUGCGGCUGGGACGUCAUCGACAUCGAGGACGGUAACUGGGACGUCGAGACCAUCGUCCGCGCCAUGGACAAGGCCCGCGGCAGCAGGGACAAGCCGACCUUUAUCAACAUCCACACCGUCAUCGGCAUCGGCAGCGCCGUCGCCGGCGACGCCAAGGCCCACGGUGCCGCCUUCGGUGCCGCCGACGUCGCCAGCAUCAAGAAGAACUUUGGCAUGGACCCCGAGCAGCACUUCGUAAUCGGCGACCGUGUCUACGACUACUUCCGCGAGGCCGUGUCUCGCGGCGACAAGAUCGAAGCCGAGUGGAACGAGCUGGUCGAGGCCUACUCGCGGGACCACCCCGAGCUAGCUGCCGAGUUCAAGAAACGUGUUGCCGGGGAUUGGGUCGACGACUGGCGCAAGUUCAUCCCGGCCAAGGAGGAGUUUCCCACCACGCCGACGCCCUCGCGCAAAUCGGCGGGUUUGGUCUGCAACCCCAUCGCCGCCGGCCUGAACAACCUGAUGGUCGGCACUGCGGACUUGUCACCCUCUGUUAACAUGAUGUGGAAAGGCAGUGUUGACUUCCAAAACCCUGAUCUGAAAACGACGUGCGGCACCAACGGCAACUACGUCGGCCGCUACAUCCACUACGGCGUCCGCGAGCACGCCAUGGCGUCCAUCGCCAACGGUCUGGCUGCCUUCAACAAAGGGACCAUCCUGCCGGUGACGUCCAGCUUCUUCAUGUUCUACAUCUACGCCGCCCCCGGUGUGCGCAUGGGUGCCCUUCAACGCCUGCAGCAGAUUCACAUUGCGACGCACGACUCGAUUGGCACUGGUGAGGACGGCCCCACCCACCAGCCCAUCGCGCUGCCUGCCCUCUACCGGGCGAUGCCGAAUCUGUUCUACGUCCGACCGUGCGACAGCGAGGAGACGGCUGGCGCGUUUGUUCUGGCGAUGGAGGCCAAGGACACGCCGACCAUCAUCUCGCUCUCCCGUCAGAGCCUCGAGCAGUACCCGCAGAACACAUCGCGCGAGGGCGUGCGGCGGGGCGCCUACGUGUUCCGGGAGGCGGCGGGCGCGGACGUCACGCUCAUUGGGGUGGGCGCCGAGAUGGUGUUCGCCGUCAAGGCGGCCCAGGUGCUCGCCGACAAGCACGGCAUGACAGCGCGCAUCGUAAGCUUUCCCUGCCAACGGGUGUUCGAGCGGCAGCCGGUGGAGUACAAGAGGGAGGUGCUGCAGUACCGGUCGCAGGCGCCUCGGGUGGUGAUCGAGGCCUACGCUGUCAACGGGUGGGAGCGGUACGCGGACGCGGGCUUCUCGAUGAGCACGUUCGGCCACUCGCUGCCGGGCCCAGACGCGUAUCGAUACUUUGGUUUCGACGAGGCCGUCAUCGCGCCGGCGGUCGCCCGCCUCGUGGAGGAGGUCAGGGCCAAUGGCGUGGACAGCCUUCGGGGAGAGUUCCGCGACCUCAACCCAGUCCGGCAUUGA
Molecule: messenger RNA, 2199 nt
Organism: Colletotrichum graminicola M1.001
Lineage: Eukaryota; Fungi; Ascomycota; Sordariomycetes; Glomerellales; Glomerellaceae
Product: transketolase
Exons: 3
Coding region: 1-2199 (732 amino acids)
Biological process (GO): pentose-phosphate shunt
Cellular component (GO): cytosol
Molecular function (GO): transketolase activity
Source: RefSeq, a predicted model, not a curated record